Molecule: messenger RNA, 3159 nt
Organism: Closterium sp. Naga37s-1
Lineage: Eukaryota; Viridiplantae; Streptophyta; Zygnematophyceae; Desmidiales; Closteriaceae
Source: the annotation of a GenBank genome assembly
AUGGCUGACUCGGCGAAAGCGGAUUUCCUCCAAGGGGAGUUUGACGACGCCAUAUUCUCCAUGACAGACUUUGAGAGCAUCACGUUCGACGCCAUGGGCGACAUGGGCUUAGCAGACGACGGUCUCGCCGCCAUGAGCGCUGCAUUGAACGGGCUGUCCGCCACCACCGCCGGUGCUACAAACGCGGCUGUAUCCGGUGGAACGGGUAUGCCUGUGCUGCCAGACGCCGUCCACGCGCCCAGCCAGCACGAGCCGUGCAGUAACGACAUGGUCUUCAAGUCCUAUGCGCAUGCCAGUGCGCAUGUCAGUGACGCCCGCGUUGGCCUCCAACCCGUGCCUGUGGGUGCUGCUGGUGAUUCUGGUGAUGCUGGUGCUGGUGCUGGUGCUGGUGCUGUUCCUGCUGCGGCUGGUGGUUCUGCUGAUGGUGCGUCUGAAGCUGCUGCUGCUUCUCCGGGUGGUGCCGUUUCCAGAGGUACUGGAGCUGGUUCGAACGGAGCGGGGGUGGUGAGCCCGUCAGUCUCCCACAGCAGCAGGCACGGCAAGCAAGCGGCAGCAGCAACAGCACCACAGCAGCAGCAGCAGCAGCAGGCGAUGUCCCAGCAGCAAUUAAUAUCGCAGCGGCAAUCCAUGACCCAGCAGCAAGUAAUGUCUCAGCAGCAGCAGCAGCAGCAGCAGCAGCAGCAGCAGCAGCAGCAGCAGGAGGCAGCGGCACAGCAUCAAGCCAUGGCCAGGCAUGCGUUUCAGAUGGCAUCUUGGCAGGGGCACAUGGCAGGAGCGGGACAAGGGCACAUGCAUGCUGCCAUCAAUCAGUCGAUGAAACAAGAGCAAUUCGAGGUGCAACAAGGGGUCGGCGGAGGAGUAGGAGCAGGUGAUGCAUCAGGAGCAGCAGGUAUUGGUAGCAGCAUAGGAACAGCAGCAAUGACAUCUCACCUAGUGCCAACCGCAACCACCACCACAAGCGCCGCCACUGGCACCACUCUCCCCGCCCUCCGUCCCAUCAUGCCCCCUUCCUUGCGCGGCCUGCCCAACCUCCCAGGCCUGCCGCCGCCCUUUGUCUUUCCCCCUGGCAUGCUCCCUGGAAACGCCUCUGGCGCUGCCUUGCCACGCCCCCUUGCAGUGGGGAGCGUGGGAAGCAUGGGGGGAAUGGGGGGCAUGGGGAGCAUGGGGGGGAUGGGUGCCAUGGGGGGCAUGGGUAGCAUGGGGGGGAUGGGGGGCAUGGGGGCGGGGGGUGUGGGCGCUGGUUCGGCAACAGCAAUGGAAGCAACAACAGCGAAAGCAGUCUCGUCUGUAGCAGCAGCAGCAGCAGCAGGAGCAGGAGCAGCAGGAGGAACAGGACUAGCAGGAGUAGGGGCUAUCAGCAGCAGGGCUGGAAGCUUUGUGAAGACUGAAGGGUUCGAAGGGGAUGCAGAGUUAUGCAGCCACAAAAUGGUUAGAUCAGGAUCCAUCGGAGGGGGUACAAGAGUAGGAGCAGCCGGAGGAGCAGGCAGAGCAGCAGGCCAUUAUAAUAAACCAUCCGUGGGAAUCAGGCGAGGAGUGAGCUUGCACGAGGGGCUAUCCAACAUGCGCUCCUUGCCCCCUGGUUCUCCCGCAGUGGUUCUUUCUCCAGGCGGAAUCAUGCUGCAAUCUCUGGCGUCACCAGCUCCGAACGCGCCCUCGCAGUCAUCAGGAGCGCCCUCUCCUCGCGCCGCCCUGCCAUGCUCACCUCGUUCCCCCUUCCCCCCCUCGCCUCGAUCAGCUUUGCCCGCCCCAUCGUUCAGAGCUGUGGGUUCGGGGUCGGGGGGAGUGGGAGGACUGGGUAGGGCCAUGCCUACCUCCCCCUCGGUUGCCUCUGUGCCUGCUGCUACCGGCUCUUCUGCUGCCAGUGCUGCUGCCGCUGCUGCUAUGGCUGCUUCUGCUGCCGCUGCUGCGGCUGCUUCUGCCGGCCCGUAUGCUAAAAUGCGCCGAGUUGCCUCUGCUGGACAGCUGUCGCAUUCCCAUUGGCCGGCUCCUGCAGCAGCAGCGGGCGGGCACAUGGAUGCGCACGCGCACAUGAGGCAGAGGCUAGGGGCGGAGAUGGGGGGAUGGGGGGCGGGAGGGGGAGGGGGAGGGGGGGCAGGCACAGCAGCAGCAGGGACAGGGCGGGUAGCAGGGGCUGUGGCAGGGAUGGCCAAUGGGUGUGUGGGGGGGACUCAUAGUGGCGAGGGCAGCACAGGGGAGCAAGGGGAGGAGGCACAGGGCCGAGGGGCAGAGAGAUUUGGGGGGUUAGGCGAUAGGAGCUUCAGCAGCCAUGCGUUGGGUCAGCUGCACAUGCAGCACAUGCCAGGCCUCCCGCCGCUCCCCCCGGCAGCAGCAGCGGCGCAUUUGGCAGGGCAGCAUAUGCCUGUGGGCAUGGAGGGGGGUGUCAUGGGCAUGGGCGAGGGGCUAGUUGGGGGAGGGGGAGGCGCAGGCAUGGGGGGAGGCAUGAGCGGCGUUGGAGGCAUGGGAGGCAGCAUGGGGGCUCCGAUGCUGCCGUCGUUCAGCAAUAUGAGACGAGCUCACAGCACAGGAGACAUCCAGUCCCUGGCUGCAAUGCGUUCUCUAGCCAUGGGUUUCGGCCACCUCCCAGCAACACCUGGAGCGGCAGGAGCAACAGGAAUGAGCCCCUUUGAUGACCCAGCCAGUGGUUUCCUCUUUAACAAAACCCUCCCCUCUUUUCUGCAACUCAUCAUGUCUGCCCUUCCCCGGUCUUCUGCCACUUGCCUUUCCCCCGUUCUUUCAUCUGUUCGUGCAUUGGUGGCAACACGGCAUGCACAUGAGCAGUAUGCGUGUCGGAAGAACCUGGCGGACAGUCGGCCACGCGUGAGAGGAAGAUUUGCACGCAACGAUGAGAUUGAGGAGGGUUUCGCACGCUCCUCUCAUCUUUCUUUCCCGUCCUUCACCCCCACCCACCCUCGCCCCAAGCAGCAUGAGCAACAGGACAAGGACAGUCACAGUGGGGAUGGUGCUGAUGCUGACGGUGCAUGUGCUGAUGCUGACGUGGACAUCUCAGGUCCACAUGGCACGUCAUCGCAUGGCAUAUUGCCCACAUCGCAUGCUGAUAUGUUUUCCGCAGAGGACUUUUCUGACAUGCUUUUGGAUGGCCCCUUCGGGUCCGAUGUUUUCUUUGACAUUGACCCUCCUGCUGGUCGUAGCAGCACUUGA